AUGACCACACUGCUCCAGGCUCCUCUUCCCGGGGCCGAUCAUUUCACUCAGAACACCCUCGAUUCACCGUCAUAUUCUACGAUCUCCUACGAACCCUCACUCGAUUAUCACUCAUCUCGACCUGCAUACCCGUACAGGUCUGACCAGCGGUACUACUCGUCCACUCCCAGUCGAGGCUACGACCCUCCUGCUAGCUAUACAUACCACGCCACCCAGCCUUCGUCCAAGAGUAGUCUAUCGGAAGAGUCGGAUGACGACCAUGGUGAUAUGGACUUCCCUUCCUUCGGAAGUGGUACUGAGGAGCAGAGUAUCACGAUCAAGUCCGAACCCUCCCAAAAGACGACGGCUGUUUCAUCUACUCCGCACGAUGCAGAUCUACCGUCUAAGGUCAACGACGACCAGGCAGUUCAGAUCGAGCCUACGCAGCACGUCGACUACCUAUCACACGAAUGGCGAGAAGAGGACAUCUGGGCCUCCUGGAGCUAUGUAGUGAAGCGGAGGCAAAGCAUCGCCAACUGCACCAGACUCGAGAAUGCUUCCUGGCGGCAAUGGAUCAAGACCAAAAAGAACCUUAAAACCGUCUCGCCUGAGUCUCUCAACUGGCUCAAGGACUGCGACGUCACUUGGCUAUACGGUCCAUUACAGGUUGGAUCCAAGUCGUUAACCACAGUGACCCCACCACCAAGCCGGAUGUCUCAUCAUUCUUCUUUCAUUAACAAGAAGUCGAACCUUAAGAAGAAGUCGGCUUCUGCCGUCAUGCUGGAACGAUCAAGAUCACAACAAUCACUCCUGCAGCGUGUGAGUGAUAUUAUCGAGGUUCAAAAAGCCAGCAGCCCAGCGGGUGGCAGGCCAGCUUUUAAGCGCCAUUGCUCUGCCUUCACCCUUUCAUCAUCCAGAACGAAUACCUCCGUGGCACCUUCGCCCGCCGAACAGGAAGGCGAAGUCUCUACCAGUUCACGAACACCAUACUCAUACUCCGAAACUCCUACACCGGCUGAGUGUAAGCACGUCUUGUUCGACGAAGAAGUCAAGCAGGUUCAAGCUGUGGAAUCGGAUGACGACACCAAGCAGGAGCCAGAAGAAGUGGCUGCCAUGGAGUCCGAUGAAGAUGAUGACGGCGGCCUGAUGAUGGCGCCAGCUCUGCGAAGCAAACUCACAACCCCGAGGAGCAGUUUCAGCAACGACAACAAGACUAUCGUUCCUCUUCCAUCUACGACACUCAAAUAUAGAACCGACACACCCGAGCCGCCCGAGAUUCAAACCCAGUCGGGGCUAUGGUCAGGAGGCCGUAAACUGUCGCCCUCUCCAUCACAAGAAACCUUACGGCCUCCGAGACCGUCUCAUAACUUUCUCUUGGAUGAUGAUCCCGAAGUGAGUGAUGAACCCUGGAAAGCACCUUCCCAAGAUGCCUCAUACGAACCAGGUCCUGGGUUGCGGCGGACUGAAUCUGGCAUGUUUAUGCCAUAUGACGAGGAUGACGGCCCUCCACGCAACAGCAUUUUCGGCCAAGCCUUGAAUGCUGUCAAUACGUUCAAGGAUAUCGCGCAUGUGGUAUGGAACGUUGGUUGGUACAAGUCCACCGACAACCACUGA
Molecule: messenger RNA, 1593 nt
Organism: Cyphellophora europaea CBS 101466
Lineage: Eukaryota; Fungi; Ascomycota; Eurotiomycetes; Chaetothyriales; Cyphellophoraceae
Exons: 1
Coding region: 1-1593 (530 amino acids)
Biological process (GO): cellular response to glucose starvation; protein catabolic process in the vacuole
Source: RefSeq, a predicted model, not a curated record